GCCGCCGUCCCCGCCGCCGUCCCCGCCGCCCUGCGCGUCCCCGCCGCCGCGCUCCCGCUUCCCCGCGACCCCUGAGCUCCUGCGAGCCCGCUUGCCUGUCCCUUGCCUCUGUCGCCGCCACUGCGGGGCCAUGGCGACCUGCUUUCUGCUGCGGAGUUUCUGGGCCGCGCGCCGGGCGCUGCCGCCUCCCGGCCGCUGCCUCCGCCCGGCGUCCGCAGGAGCCCAGUGUCGCAGCUACGCCCGCGGCCCCGCUGGCCUCCCCGCCGACCUACUCCGCGGGGACAGCUUCGUGGGAGGCCGCUGGCUCCCGGCCCCCGCCACCUUCCCCGUGCAGGACCCGGCCAGCGGCGCCACGCUGGGCACCGUGGCCGACUGCGGGGUGCCCGAGGCCCGCGCCGCCGUGCGCGCCGCCUACGAUGCCUUCUGCAGCUGGAAAGGGGUCUCGGUCAAGGAGAGGAGUUCAUUGCUUCGUAAAUGGUAUGACUUAAUGAUACAGAAUAAGGAUGACCUUGCCAAGAUCAUCACAGCUGAGAGUGGAAAGCCUCUGAAAGAGGCCCAGGGAGAAGUUCUGUAUUCAGCCCUUUUCCUGGAAUGGUUCUCCGAGGAAGCUCGUCGUAUUUAUGGAGACAUCAUCUAUACCUCUGCCAAGGAUAAACGGGGACUGGUCCUCAAGCAGCCCGUUGGUGUGGCCGCAGUCAUCACACCGUGGAAUUUUCCUAGUGCCAUGAUCACCCGGAAAGUGGGGGCCGCCCUGGCAGCUGGCUGCACUGUGGUGGUGAAACCUGCCGAAGACACGCCCUACUCCGCCCUGGCCUUGGCGCAGCUUGCGAACCAGGCUGGAAUCCCUCCAGGGGUCUACAACGUCCUUCCCUGCUCUAGAACCAAAGCCAAGGAAGUGGGGGAGGUACUGUGCACCGAUCCAUUGGUGUCCAAAAUUUCCUUCACUGGCUCAACCGCGACCGGGAAGAUCCUGCUGCACCAUGCAGCAAAUUCUGUGAAGCGUGUCUCCAUGGAGCUGGGCGGCCUCGCCCCAUUCAUCGUCUUUGACAGCGCCAACGUGGACCAGGCUGUCGCGGGCGCGAUGGCAUCUAAGUUCAGGAAUGCUGGGCAGACCUGUGUUUGCGCAAACAGAUUCCUGGUACAGCGGGGUAUCUACGAUUCCUUUGUAAAGAAGUUUGCAGAAGCGAUGAAGAAAAGCCUGCGUGUGGGUAACGGAUUCGAGGAAGGAACAACUCAAGGCCCGUUGAUUAAUGAGAAAGCAGUAGAAAAGGUAGAAAAGCAUGUGAAUGACGCAGUGGCCAAGGGGGCCACCGUUGUGACAGGUGGGAAGCGACACCCAAGUGGGGGAAACUUCUUUGAGCCCACGCUGCUCAGCAAUGCCACCACGGACAUGCUCUGCAUCACCGAAGAGACCUUUGGGCCUCUGGCGCCGGUUGUCAAGUUUGACAAAGAAGAAGAGGCCAUUGCCAUCGCAAAUGCAGUCGAUGUUGGAUUAGCAGGGUACUUCUACUCUCAAGACCCAGCCCAGAUCUGGAGAGUGGCGGAGCAGCUGGAGGUGGGCAUGGUCAGCGUGAAUGAAGGACUGAUCUCUUCAGUGGAGUGUCCAUUUGGUGGGGUGAAGCAGUCUGGCCUUGGGCGAGAAGGGUCCAAGUAUGGCAUUGACGAGUAUCUUGAGGUCAAGUAUGUGUGUUAUGGAGGCUUAUAGGGUUCUUCACUUCUUCAAAAAAGAAUAAAACUACCUAGAUCUAUAGGGACAUGCCAUCCAUCUUUUAAAAUAAACAAGUAGGUUAUCAGAGUUAUGAAUUUUUAAAAAUUCAGCCAGUCCUCAUCAUCUUAGACAUAAAUCCCAACCUCCCCCUUAUUUAACUAGGGACCAAUGGAUGCCAUAUCCCUGUGGCUGUGGGCCCCAGCCAGUCCUGGGACCCCAGCACAACUCCACUGCCUCAGGAAGGUACAGUGUGAGUGCUCACAUGUCCCUGACCCUCACAAAGGGUAGUCACUGUGGGCAGUGGCUCCCCAGUCCCCAUGGGACUGCCCAACUUGGGCCCAGAAUACGGGGGAGGAAAUGCUGGAGUGAUAGACAGUUGGAUGGGGGCGGGUCACAUCCAGGCCUGGGCGUCUGUUGGUUUGGUGAUGAGCAUCUGCCUGUUCUGAGGGGUUGUGGUAAAGGCUUUGAUUUCCUAAGACUUCUCUGUAAACAGUACAGGAUUGCCUUGUACUGUAUGGAGAGUGGGGGUGUUUCUCCUUGUUUCUGGUCAGCUUUUCUGGUUUUUGUUUGUUUGCUUGUUUGUUUGGGUUUUUUUUUUUCCUUUGGUUUUUUGAGACAAGGUUUCUCUGUAGCCCUGGCUAUCCUGGAACUUGCUCUGUAGACCAGGCUGGCCUUGGACUCCUUGAUCCGCCUGCCUCUGGGAUUCAAGGCCUGGGCCACCACCAGCAGGCUCUGGGCUGUUUUUUAACUGCUGGAAGCAGGGUUGGUUUGUUUUUGUUCUGUUUUGGUUCAUUGUCAUUUGGUUUGCUUUUAUGAGACAGGGUCUUGCUAAGCAGCCUCGGCUGGCUUCAAACUCACAAUUCUACUCUUUCAGCCUCUCGAGUGCUGGGGUUACAGGCGUGAUCUUCCACACCUGGGUAAAUGGAAGUCUCCACUGCCCUAAACUUAGUUUAUGCUUUGUUUCAUUUCUCUUAGAAAAUCAACCCAAGCUUGGGGGCAAACAGCAGCAGAGGUGUUUGGCAGGACGAAGCACAGCUGUUAUUUCUUUUCUAGGGCUAGGUGUUGAAUCAAUGCCCUUGUACACACUAGCAUGUGUCCUACCACUGAACUACCCGCAACAUGUUUUCUUUUGUUUUCAUUUUCAUUUUGAGACAGAGUCUUUGUAAGUUACACUGACAGGCCUUCUUGAGCUUUUUAUCGUCCUGCCUCAGUUUCCUGACAGGCCUGCACCACCAGGCCAGGCCAGUGGAAAGCAUGGACUCUCAGCUGUUCCCAGUGCUGUGCAGCUCCACUGCCUGGGUGUGCUGUUUAGAAUGCCAUGCCCCACUUACAGAGAUUCAUGCUUGGCGUACACGGCACUGUGAGCCUGAAGGAAGUGAAAAUGCCUCACAGAUACUGAAAACGCAGCUUGAGGACAGGAACAGUUUUGAUUCUGAGCAGUACCACCCUGCCACACCUUGAGCUCGGGUAGUGGCUUUGUGGAGGAAGGAAGCCAGGUGCCCACGUGUUCACCUGCCUACCUCUGAGCCAGGUUUUCUGUCCCUGGGGACACCUGCUGCUAAACUCCAAGAAGAACAAAAGCACUUUCACCACGGUGAAAAAUGAUUUCCAUAAUUGCCAGUCCCCUGUGGAAGAGAGCUGAAGCCAUGAAUCCCCAGCACUUUUGUCCUAGUAAAAGUAGUUAUGGUUCAUGAUUAAAAACAAAACAAAACAAAACAAAACCAUACCUGGACCUGUAAGAUAGCUCAAUGGAUAAAAGCUUUGCUGGACAAGCCUGGGGACCUACCUGAGUUCAGUCUCCAGAACCUACUUAAAGAUGGGAAGGGAGAACCAACCCCACAUUGUCCUCUGACCUCCACAAGUGCAACAAAGGCAUGUGCGCUUGCGCGUGCGCGCACCCCCCCCCCCCAACCCCCUUGUAACUGGUAUUGGUCUCACUUUGAAACUAUUUAAAUGAGGAAAAGUCUAGGUUCCCAUCCACCUAGAAGCUGUUUAUUCCCAACAGGCAGCAAUGGAGCUCCCUGCCCCACGCCCGCUCCCUGUGUAGAGCCUACUCACAUACUCUGUGGAGGCUCUGGCUCUGAGAAGCCAAUGUGGAUGACAGCAGAGCUAGCUGCAGCGAUUCCUAAACACUAUAAAGUCCCAAGCCACUGGGAGCUUCAAAUAAGGAAUUCAUGGUUUUAAAAGUUCCUGUGCACAAGAAGUAGAAAUCUGCCUCCUAGGGACGCCGCCCAAGUGGCAAGAGUCACAGCUGAGCAUGUUCAUAGUCUGUUUCUGUCCUUGUCUUGUAUAGUGUGUCGCUGGUUUCUAUCGCAUUUUCUAAUUAAUUUUUUUAAAAAAAGUUUUAUGGAUGUAUUUUGCCUUCAUGUAUGUCUGUGCACAUGCAUACUGGUGCCCUCAGAGGCCAGAAGAGGGCAUCAUCAGAUCACCUAGAACUGGAGUUACAGACAGUUGUAAGCCACCAUGUGGACCCUGGGAAAGUGAACCCUGGUCUCCUGAAAGAGCAACCACUGCUCUUGACUGCAGAGCCAUCUUGCUAGCCCCAACAUUUCUCAUUUCUUAAGAUUUGUGCCCAUCUUUUUUCAGUUAAUACAAAUGCUCUGCUGUUAUUUUGUAGAAGAUAAAUACACAUGCUGAGAUAUGAAUAGAAGUCAUUUGUUUAAACAGUGUCAGCCAGGGGGUUCUUGGACUGUGUGGCAAUUACUUUCUUGUGCAUAUUUGACUCACUGGGUAUAUCACUGGCCCAGACAUUUGUUACAAUAAAUGUAAAUCAAUUUUUGUAAUGAAAAUAAUGGGGGCGGGUAGCAGUGGUAAAGUAUAUACUUAGCAUGCUGGAAGCCAUGGGAUUAAUCACCACCACUGAAAAUAAGUUAACAUGAAAGAACAUCUUACUUAGAAAAAUGGUUUUGGGUUAUGGGAAGACAAUAUUUGGGGGGGUUUAUAUAUAUUUUUUUAAACAGGAGCUCUUGUUGGCCUUAAACUCCUAGACUCAAAUGAUCCUCCUGCCUUAGUCUCCCGGAUAGUUGCUACUAUAGGCAUGUUAUCACCAAAUCAAUUAAGUUUUUUAGUUUGUAGGGGUUUUCAUUGAGUUUGGGUUUCAUGUAGUCCAAGCUCACAUUGAGACUCUCUUGCCCUGACUGCCUGUGCUGGAACUACACAUAUAUAACUACCGUGCCCAGCUAAAAGAUGUUUUUUAAGUGAAUGUCUUAUGGUUCAAUAAGAUAUGUGAUAAGUGGAAUUUUUGAAGAUGUAUAUACAGAAGUGUUGAACCACAACCUGUGAGCCAAAUCCUACCUGCCACCUGUUUUUGUAUAACUCGUGAGUUUCAAGUGUUUUAUAUAUUCAGAUGGAUUGCGGUAGGCUAGAACAGUUAUUUCCUAAAAUCCCAGAGUCUGUGGAUGAACACAGCCUCCGUGCCCUGUGCCUGAGUAGCUUUGCUGAGACAGUAUGGCCAACAAGAUUUACUGCAAAGCUGGUCUACAAGCCCUCAUCUGUACCAAGAGGGGGACAGUGGCCUCCAUGUUUAUGAGACAUAAGUUCAUUCGCUUGAACACCUCCUGUGAAGAAGGCACAUUUUCUGGGCAUCUGUUACCAGGAGUUCUUGGCAGUAAUCAUCAAAUAACCCAAAGGAUUAGCCUGAUAAUCCUGUCCCCUUGAAAGGCACUAUUUGCUCCAGCUAGUGGGGCCCACUGAAAGAGCCAAAGUUCAUCGUGUCUUUUUCCAUCUGAGGGGCCUUUCAAUAUGACCCCAUAGGAAGUGCUUGUUUCUUUCUGUAUCUUUGUUCUUUGGGACUCGGUAAAAAUAAAGAUCAGACGCACAAUGUAAACAAGCCUAUUCUGUGAUGUCACAGCCUUCAAAUUGGUUCCCUUGGGCUUGCCUCUCUGGAGGCUGGGUCCCAGUGUUUUAAUUACCCAUGUGCAGCUACUUAAAAACAGAAUAUUACUUGAAUAAUACUUAAUACUGUGAUCGUUUCACGCCAUACUUUGUGAGAUAAAUCUUGGGGAUUGAUGAGAAAUAUUUUGCUUUGUAAACACGGAUACGUUGACUCAUUUUUCUAGUGUUUGACAUUGUCUGGUCAACAGAGUUGAAUCUCAUUAAUAAAUGUUGAACUAACAGGCCUUCCUA
Messenger RNA from Peromyscus californicus insignis, 5833 nucleotides. It is a transcript of the gene Aldh5a1, whose product is annotated as aldehyde dehydrogenase 5 family member A1. The record is from RefSeq and is a predicted model, not a curated record. Gene Ontology annotation, molecular function: succinate-semialdehyde dehydrogenase (NAD+) activity. Gene Ontology annotation, biological process: GABA catabolic process. NCBI's taxonomy places the organism in Eukaryota, Metazoa, Chordata, Mammalia, Rodentia, Cricetidae.